Molecule: messenger RNA, 1347 nt
Organism: Triticum turgidum subsp. durum (durum wheat)
Lineage: Eukaryota; Viridiplantae; Streptophyta; Magnoliopsida; Poales; Poaceae
Source: the annotation of a GenBank genome assembly
AUGACCAUGCCCUCUGAAUUCCAUUCCCAGCCCCUGAGCACAAUCCUACUCCUGCUCGUCCUCCUUUCAACAGCAUCUCACAUGAUCCUGGAGGCUGUUGCUUCUGAGCAAGAUGAGCAGCAGCCAAUCACACUUCCGGGUUGCCCUGACAAGUGCGGCAAUAUAAGCAUUCCCUACCCAUUCGGCAUGAAGCCUGGCUGCUUCCGCGAGGGCUUCCAGGUCACCUGCAACGACUCCUUCUAUCCCCAUCGCGCCUACCUUGCCUACGACGGAGUAUUCCAGCGGAUUAAUGAGAUUUACUUCAGGGCGCAGAAAGGGUUGUGCCAGCGUAAUCGUGUUUGGAAUAGAACACGGGAAGAUACGGCCUUGGAGCUCAUCGAUAUAUCAGUUGCAAAGGGUGAGGCGCGCGCAUACGCCGCAAUCUCAUCUCGCUGCAGCGCAAACCAUACCGACUCCUUAAGCAAAUCUCUACGGAUGCGGUUGGGAGAAAAGAUGAGCCCGUUUGUCGUGUCGGUGACACGCAAUGUUCUCAUCGGCGUAGGCUGGAGAGUCCAGCCUAAGAUGAAUAGCUACUUGUGGUCAGCGUUGGCGUCAGACGCGGUGUCGGCGCAUGGAUAUUCAUCGAAUGAACUCACUAUUUCCUGCCUUUCAUACCUCAUGCGCAUGCCGCAGUUCCUCAAGUUCGCGACCAACGGGUCGUGCUCGGGGCGGGGCUGCUGUCGGGCUGCCUUGCCCGAAGCGGUUGCACUCACCAGGUUUGCAUUGUGGAUCAGUUUCGAUGAACCAAACACCUUGUUUGUGACCAAUCCAUGCUCCUACGCCAUGGUGGUGGAGAGCACAUGGUAUAACUUCACCACGCCGGACAUGUACGGUUACGAGGAGAUACCCAAGAAAUUCCCAAGGGGCGUCCCCUUGGUAAUCGAUUUCUCCAUCAGGAAUGGUUCAUGUCCAGAGAAAGGCCAGCAUCCACCUCCGGACUAUGCUUGUGUCAGUGGCAACAGCUCAUGUUCAAACGCGACCAGUGGCCUGGGUUAUGUCUGCAAGUGUUGGGACCAUUACGAUGGGAACCCUUACAUCGCCAAUGGAUGCCAAGACAUUGACGAGUGUAAGCUUCGCGAUUUAUAUCCUUGCUCCAGUGACGGGAUCUGCAAAAACACGUUGGGAGGAUAUGCAUGUCCAUGUAAAUCCGGAAUGAAAGGCGAUGGCGUAAAAGGAACCUGCACACAUAUUUUCCCCCAAGCAGCACGGACGAUUUUGGGUGCAACAAGUGGUAUUUUUUUUGGUGGCAGUCUUGUCAUUCCUUAUUUUCCUUCGCAAAGAGAAAAGGAAAAUGAAAGAGUUUUAUGA